AAAAAUCAAAGCAAACACUGGCCAUAACUGCAGCAUCGGCAGCAUCAGACUCGAGAGGACUAGAGGAGUCGUCCGUACAGUUACUGCGAGCGGAAGCCGGAAUCAAGCCAUGGACGCGCUCUACCUGCUCCCAUCCGCCCCGCCGUCCUGCUCGACCGGCUCCGCCCUCUCGGGCCCGCGCGAGCUUGCGGCCGUGCGCUCCUCUGCCGCUUCCGCUCUGCGGCUGCGGCUCGCUGGGAGGCGUCGGCGGCGAGCCGGCGUGGCGCGGGCCGGCGGCGGCGGCGACGGGGAGGGGGGCAAGAGCGGCGCGGCGGCGUUCUUUGGGGAGGACGGGGUGGUGGAGGACAUGGACGGGUACCUGGACUACCUGUCCCUCGAGUACGACUCCGUCUGGGACACCAAGCCUGCCUGGUGUCAGCCUUGGACAAUAUUGCUUUCUGGAACUGUUGCUGUUGCCUUCAGUUGGUUGCUUAUCCAAUCCGUUGUGAUUACUGCAGGAGUUUCUUUUGUAACAUGUGCGUGGUGGUACAUAUUUCUCUACUCUUAUCCUAAGGCAUACACCGAGAUGAUAGCUGAGAGGAGGAGAAAGGUAGCUAGCGGUGCUGAAGAUACCUACGGGAUGGAGAAAAUCCAGUGAAGAAUUCCCAGCAGUGCUGCUGCACGUUCAGGCUCGUGGUCCAUGUAACACCAUUGAUUCGUAGAAUGUAUUCGCCAGAAAUUGCAACGUCACUAUUGAUUCGUAGAAUGUAUUCGCCAGAAAUUGCAACGUCA
This is a messenger RNA of Phragmites australis (common reed), 771 nucleotides long. RefSeq lists its product as uncharacterized. Gene Ontology annotation, cellular component: chloroplast. Bases 110 to 637 code for a protein of 175 amino acids. The record is from RefSeq and is a predicted model, not a curated record. Lineage: Eukaryota; Viridiplantae; Streptophyta; Magnoliopsida; Poales; Poaceae. The transcript has 4 exons.